Schistocerca gregaria is the source of this 1110-nucleotide messenger RNA. RefSeq names its product dopamine receptor 2-like. The coding region runs from base 1 to 1110 and encodes 369 amino acids. The transcript has 2 exons. Gene Ontology annotation, cellular component: membrane. The record is from RefSeq and is a predicted model, not a curated record. Gene Ontology annotation, biological process: adenylate cyclase-activating adrenergic receptor signaling pathway. Gene Ontology annotation, molecular function: G protein-coupled receptor activity. NCBI's taxonomy places the organism in Eukaryota, Metazoa, Arthropoda, Insecta, Orthoptera, Acrididae.
AUGUACAAAAUUUUGAGUGAAUAUGUAAGUAGCAAUCUCAGUGAAACAACCCUCCCGGUCACAGCCUGCAAUUCGGCGUCACGCAGUGGCGGCUUCCGCGAGCUCGCACGCGCGUGCGCCGUCGGCUGGCGGGCUGCCGCCGCGGCGGCUGUGGCCACCCGCGCGCCGCUCACGGUAGUCGCUGCGCCCCUGGCCGCCCGCGCGGACGCUGCCCGCACAGCAGCUGCGCCUGCGUGCCGCCCGCACAAUGCGGCCGCCCCCGCCAGCGCCACCUCCCAAUGUGACGCCGCCUCACGUGACUGCCGCCUCAGCACGCACCGGCGCGCCAGUCGCUCGUUUCGCGGGCCGCGGUCUCGGGCGCUAAUCGCUGCCACCUCACCGACUCGUUAUCGCGGCGAUCCGUACCGCUGCGCUUACAGUGAUGCGAUAAAGACGAACAGCGGAAGCGAGGAGCUGUGGCAGACGUUGGUGCGCGAGCGGGCGCCGUUGGCCGCGCUGCUGCUGCUCUUCUCGGCGGCCACCGUCUUCGGCAACGGGCUCGUCAUCGUGGCGGUGGCGCGCGAGCGCUACCUCCACACCGCCACCAACUACUUCGUCACGUCGCUCGCCGUCGCCGACUGCCUCGUCGGGCUCGUCGUGAUGCCGUUCAGCGCCGCCUACGAGGUCGCCAACCACGCGUGGUUCUUCGGAAUAGACUGGUGCGACGCGUGGCGCUCGCUGGACGUGCUGGCGAGCACGGCGUCCAUCCUGAACCUGUGCGUCAUCUCGCUUGACCGCUACUGGGCCAUCACGGACCCUUUCUCGUACCCCGCGCGGAUGACGGGCCGGCGCGCGGCGGCACUCAUCACGGCCGUGUGGGUGUGCUCCGGCGCCAUCUCGUUCCCCGCCAUAGCGUGGUGGCGCGCCGUGCGGCCCGAGCACGUGCCGCCCUACAAGUGCCCCUUCACCGAGAACCUCAGCUACCUCAUCUUCUCAUCCACUAUCUCCUUCUACCUGCCGCUCUUCGUCAUGGUCUUCACCUACUACCGCAUCUACCGCGCUGCCGUCGUCCAGACGCGGUCACUCAAGCUGGGCACCAAGCAGGCGAGUGGAUCCUGUUACUGUUCCUAA